Messenger RNA from Kuraishia capsulata CBS 1993, 594 nucleotides. RefSeq lists its product as uncharacterized. Bases 1 to 594 code for a protein of 197 amino acids. The transcript is spliced from 2 exons. Gene Ontology annotation, cellular component: nucleus; cytosol. Gene Ontology annotation, molecular function: protein kinase C binding; ribosome binding; translation regulator activity. Lineage: Eukaryota; Fungi; Ascomycota; Pichiomycetes; Pichiales; Pichiaceae. The record is from RefSeq and is a predicted model, not a curated record. Gene Ontology annotation, biological process: positive regulation of protein phosphorylation; rescue of stalled cytosolic ribosome.
AUGACUGAAGUUCUUGUUUUGAGAGGUACCUUGGAAGGCCACAACGGCUGGGUCACUCGUUUGGUCACCACCCCAUCUAACCCAGAUCUCUUGCUCUCUGCUUCCAGAGACAAGACCCUGAUCACCUGGCAAUUGACCCGUGACGAGCAAUCGUACGGUUACCCAAAGAGAGCCUUGAAGGGUCACUCCCACAUCGUUUCCGAUGCUGUCAUCUCUCCUGAUGGAGCUUUUGCCAUCUCCUCUUCCUGGGACAAGACUUUGCGUCUCUGGAAGUUGGAGACCGGUGAGUCUGUCUCCAGAUUCGUCGGCCACGAAGGUGACGUUCUGUCCGUGUCCAUCUCAUCCAACUCUAGACACAUCGUCUCUGGUUCCAGAGACAAGACCAUCAAGGUUUGGAACACCGUUGGUGACUGUGUUCACACCUUGAAAUCUCACAACGACUGGGUCUCCACCGUUAAGUUCUUCCCAACCUCCGAGUCCACUAACUUCUUGUCUGUUGGCUGGGACAAGGUUGUCAAGGUAUGUUUUUCUCCUUCUAACUAUUCCAAGGGACUCGCUCAAAGAUUCGAUUUCCUCCAAAGGUUCCGCUUCUAG